This is a messenger RNA of Gigantopelta aegis, 1158 nucleotides long. Its product is annotated as atrial natriuretic peptide receptor 1-like. Gene Ontology annotation, biological process: receptor guanylyl cyclase signaling pathway; cGMP biosynthetic process; protein phosphorylation. Lineage: Eukaryota; Metazoa; Mollusca; Gastropoda; Neomphalida; Peltospiridae. The transcript is spliced from 9 exons. Gene Ontology annotation, molecular function: peptide receptor activity; guanylate cyclase activity; protein kinase activity. The coding region runs from base 1 to 1158 and encodes 385 amino acids. The record is from RefSeq and is a predicted model, not a curated record.
AUGGUGAAUCGAUUUUGUCCGAGGCCUGGUGUUUCGAAACUGAUGCCAUUUCGCUCCAGACUGUUCUGUCGUCUGGUGAUGAAGCCAUAUCCGAAUGGAAUCCAGGUGGCGCUGGUGGCUGACGCUGUGUACCUGUAUCUGGUGGCUCUGGACAACUGUAUCCUUAACGAUGGACUGUGUACCCGUGGGAGUGACAUUGCCAAUUACCUCUAUGGAAUUGAGAGAGAAGGUGUCGCGGGAAACCUGGUAGUAAACAAAGAUGGUAGUCGUCACAUUGGUUAUAUGCUUCACAACAUCCGCGGAAACAACUACGCGCCUAUCGCCAGAAGUAAAGCCGGUGGUACGGGCUUUGAAAUGAUAGGCAACUACAAAGAAAUCGUCUGGCCUGGAGGAGGCAGUGUAGUACCGAAGUCAGAACCUCAGUGUGGUUGGGAUGAUGAACUUUGUAUAAGACAGAGAACAACUAUUCUUAUUGGAUCCUUGGUGGCAACAGUUGUGUCCCUUGGUAUUAUUGCAGGCGUUGGCUACAUCUUUUGGAAACGAAAGCUGACCAUGAUGAGGUUGGAAAGAGAGGAGUGGAGGGUCAACAAAAGCGCUUUAACCUCAAUUGCUGUACAGAAGUCCAUGCACAGCCUUAAGUCGGCGCUUAGUACCAGUAAGUCAGAUUCCACGUGCUCCAGACAGGACGAAAAGCGUAAUGACUCGCUGUAUUCCGGUGACAAGAACGUCGCCAACGCCAACCUCUCAGAGCAGUCGACACUGAUGAUGUACGACAACCAGAAAGUGGUCCUCAAGUCCGUCGCCAGACACUACAUCCCGGUAACCAAGGAAGUCAUCAUAGAGAUCAACGCAGUAAGUAACUGGAUGACGUCAAUCUGGCGAAGCCAGUCUACACUAAUUUACACUUAUAAGGGGCGGGACUUAGCAAUGAUACGUCUGCUGCAGCACCCGAACGUGAACGUGUUGAUAGGCGGCUUCACGGAGCCAAGCAAUAAUGGACUGGUGUGGAACUACUGUCAGAGAGGAAGUCUGCACGACGUCUUACUGGACGAGGACAUCAAACUAGACUGGGUCUUCAACAUCUCGUUCGCCACCGAAAUAUCACGGAAAAUGACAUCAUUACGGAACAUAGAGGAUAUUAUUGAUCAAAGAACAUGA